This is a messenger RNA of Candida albicans SC5314, 3903 nucleotides long. RefSeq names its product DNA-directed RNA polymerase (gene RPO41). Bases 1 to 3903 code for a protein of 1300 amino acids. The record is from RefSeq and is a predicted model, not a curated record. Gene Ontology annotation, cellular component: mitochondrial DNA-directed RNA polymerase complex. Gene Ontology annotation, molecular function: DNA-directed RNA polymerase activity; mitochondrial promoter sequence-specific DNA binding. The transcript has a single exon. Lineage: Eukaryota; Fungi; Ascomycota; Pichiomycetes; Serinales; Debaryomycetaceae. Gene Ontology annotation, biological process: mitochondrial transcription.
AUGUUGCUGGCUCAGAGAUCAUUAGUAAGAAGAAUUACAGGUGUACGCUUGCAAGUCCGAAUGUUGCAUCACACAACAAAGACUUCAACAGCUACAUCACAAAUCGAUACAACUUCUGCUGGCGAUUUCAAGCAUUCUGAAGUUUUAUCAAAAGUUAUGAGUCCUUUAAUGUCGAUUAACCAUGUUAAGGAGGCCCCUAGUUUGAAGAAUUACCAUAACAACAAAAUCACCUAUAGGUCAUAUUUAAAUUUAAAUCCCGAGAAAUAUGACCUAGAUGAAGAAGAAAAGAUUGUCAAGUACUAUUCAUCUAAGAAUGAUGGAGUUGAGGUGCAACCAUAUGCACCAGAAAUCCAGUAUUUGAAGAAUAUAUUAGAGUCAUUCCUGGAACAAAAGUAUUUUGAUAAAAUUGAUCAAGUUUUGAAGUCAUUGUCAAAGUUAGUCAACGCUACUGAAUUCACCGAUAUUUGCAAUAAAUAUUUAGAAAACAUUUUACAAGAUGACCUGCUUAGUUUACAAGAUUUGAACAGCAUUAUUGGCCAGCUUCAAGAUAAAUGUAAAUUCAAGACCAAUACUCGAACUGAAGCCAUUAUUUUAGGGAAAAUGUUGAAUGACAGUGAUAAUGCACAAUCGAGCAUAAGUGAGUUUUUUGGAAACAUGGAAAAACAAACAAUUGUUGAAAUUUUGAGAAACAUGGAUGUUAUUGGAGUCGACAAUUUGUACAAAGUGUUUGACUGUGACUCGAUUGAUGCCUCUGUCAUUCCAAAAGAAUUACAAGAAAUUUAUCAGGAACAUAAACUGAAAGACCACGAUGAUGAAAUCGCCGAAGACAUUCUCAAAUUACAAGAAAACAAACAAAUUAAUCCGUUAGACAAAAAAAGUCUUGAAGAAUUAUUGCCAGUGGAUUCAUUUGGAUUGCAAGUUAUUAGACACAGUUUGCUAGGCUUGAAGCCAGACCUGGAAGCUGCUUUAAAGUUUGCUGAUCAAGUAGAGAAAAUCAUUGAAGACGUUGACGAUGAAGUGUUGAACCAAGAUAUCAUGAGUGGUAAAAUAAAUUAUUUCGAAAUGUACAGCAAGUUGAAAACCGAAGAACAAAGACAGGCUUUUAACGAGGCACUCAAUGUUUUCAAUCUUGAGAGACAAAAACAAAUUGAAAUUAGAGGGAUUGAAGGUGCAAAGGAAAAAUGGAAACACGAUUUCGAAGAACUGCAAAAACGAGGGGAUUUGAAUUUGUCGAAAGGGUUGAAUGCACAAUGCUAUAAAUGGCUUCAAGAUGUCUUACCAGUAUUGGAAAAGGAAUACAAACUAUGUGAAGCAUUAAUCAAUGGCAAUAACUCUGUCAUUGAAAAAGAUGACCCAAAUGCCAAAGAUCGUGCAAUGUACGCCCCAUUUAUAUUGAAAAUAUCCCCAGACAAGGCGAUCAUCAUAACAAUCCUUGAGUUAUUCAAAUUGCACUCCACAGGAGGAGUUGUUCGUGGGUUCCGUGCCUAUAAAGCUAUUCAAAGUGUAGGCAAAGCCAUAGAGGCAGAAUAUCGAAUUGGAUUGCAAGCAAAAAAAGAAAAUAAAUUGUUUUCUCAAAAACAUUUAUCACCACAAUUGCAGAAGUUGAUGAGAAGAACAAUGCAAAAGGGUAAUGAAUCAACCCCAGAAUGGGAUGAUGCCACACGUGCAAGAAUCGGGGGUGUUUUGGUAUCUAUCUUGAUGUCUGUAGCUAAAGUGAAUGUUAGAAAGGAAACACCUCAGGGAUUAAUUGAAGAUUUUCAUCCUGCAUUUUAUCACGGUAUGCAGUUUAUUGCUGGUAAUCGUGUUGGGGUUAUCAAGGUGCAUACAGACAUUUCAAAUAUUUUGAGUGGAACAUCAUUAACCGAAUCAAUUCAACCACAGGCAUUGCCAAUGUUAGUUGAACCAAAACCUUGGAAUUCAUUUUAUGGAGGUGGAAGCUUAUAUUCAAAAACUCCUUUAGUAAGAGUCAAAGAUUCACCUGAGACAGAAGCGUAUCUCAAGGCUGCUAACGAACGCGGAAACUUAACCGGAGUGUUUGAAGGCUUGAAUGUUUUAGGAAACACCGCUUGGACUGUGAAUAAAAAAGUUUUCAAUGUCAUUUCUCAUUAUUGGAAUUCUGGAGAAGAGUUUUUGAGUAUACCUCCUGUGUCAGAAGAGCCACAAUUACCUCAAGAUAUACCUGGAAAUUCUGACCCCCAAAAAUUAUUACACCACACAACAUCAAAGUAUCAAGCUCUUGAUGAAUACAUAUCUAACAAAUCUCAAAGAUGUGACAAUAAUUAUAGAUUGGAAAUUGCUCGUGCAUUUAUCGGUGAAAAAUUGUUUUUCCCUCAUAAUUUAGAUUUUAGAGGUAGAGCUUAUCCGAUUUCUCCUCACUUCAAUCACUUGGGUGGGGACUUGACUAGAUCAUUGUUUUUGUUUUGGGAUGGUAAAGAAUUAGGUGAAGAAGGAUUGAAUUGGCUUAAAAUCCAAUUGGCCAAUGUAUAUGGUGUCGACAAAGAGUCACUUGCUAAAAGAGUUGAAUUUGUCAAUGAAAACUUGGAAAAAGUCCUUGAAUCUGCCGCUGAUCCAUUUGCCACAGAUGCUUGGUGGCAAAAAGCGGAAAAACCUUGGCAAGCUUUGAGUGUUUGCUUUGAAUUAGCUGAAGCUUACAAACUUGACGAUCCUACCAAAUUUGUUUCUCAUUUACCAGUUCAUCAAGACGGAACUUGUAAUGGAUUGCAACAUUAUGCCGCCUUAGGUGGUGACGUUGAAGGUGCCAACCAAGUUAACUUGAACCCUUCUGACAAGCCACAAGAUGUUUAUACUUAUGUUGCUAAGCUUGUUGAGACUAGAGUUAAAGCAGAUGCUGAGAAGGGAGAUGAAUUAGCAAUUUUCUUACAAGACAAAAUCAAGAGAAAAGUUGUGAAGCAAACAGUCAUGACAAAUGUUUACGGUGUCACCUUUAUCGGUGCUAUUGAACAAAUCAGGAAACAAAUAAUACAUUUAUUCCCUAAAGACGCUGAUCACCACGCGGCUGCCAGGUAUUUAGCUGUUCAAGUGUUUGCUUCUAUUAGAGAAUUAUUUGAGAAUGCCCAUUUCAUUCAAGCUUGGUUAACUGAAUCUGCUAAAAGAAUUACCAAAUCAGUUACAUUAGAUUUUGGCGAAUCUCAAUAUUCCGAACAGGAACUUUUGUCAACGGUUAUUUGGACUACCCCAUUAGGAUUACCUUGUGUUCAACCAUAUCGUUUACACAAAAAGAAACAAUUGAAAACUGCAGUGCAAGAUUUAAAUAUUGUGAUGCCGUCAAACACCAGUGCCGUUGAUUCCAGAAAGCAACAAAAUGGAUUUCCACCAAACUUUAUUCAUUCCUUGGAUGCAACCCACAUGUUGAUGACAGCAACAAAAUGUGCAGAAUUUGACUUGAAUUUCGCCUCUGUUCAUGACUCGUUCUGGACACAUGCUGCAGAUGUUCCUCAGAUGAAUAGAAUCAUUAGAGAACAGUUUGUCAAAUUACACACUACCAAUUUAAUAGAAUUGUUAAAAGAAGAGUUUUCGGAGAGAUACAAAGACAAUUACCAAGUUCUUCCAAUACCUAAUAAUCACGAAUUAGCCCGCAAAGUAAAAGCCAUCAAAAAAGAAUGGGCAGAGGCAUUGAACAGACCUGUUCAAAUAGCCGACGAGUUGUAUAUGGAGCGUAAACGUUUACAGAUGUUGGAGUCUGAAGAUCCAGAAGAAGUCGAAGUCGCCAAGAAUAUGGAAACUACUAUAAGUAUAACGAUGAAUUAUAAGCCAUAUGAAUUUGCAAACCGUCAAGUUUCUAAUAGUUUCCAAAUUUUAGUUCCUAUACAGUUCCCAGAAGUUCCAAGUAAAGGUGAGUUUGAUGUGAAUUUGGUCAAACAAUCGCAAUAUUUCUUUUCAUAA